AUGUCCCCUUCCCUGCUUCCCCGUGUCCCCUUCCCUACUUCCCCAUGUCCCCUUCCCUGCUUCCCCAUGUCCCUUUCCCUGCUCAUCGCGCGGCCCUUUCCCUGCUUCCACGUGUCCCCUUCCCUGCUUCCCCCCAUCCCUUUACAUGCUUCCCCCCAUCACCUUCCCUGCUUCCCCAUGUCCCCUUCCCUGCUUCCCCCCACGCCCUCCCCUGCUUCCCCAUGUCCCUUUCCCUGCUUCCCCCCAUCCCCUUCCCAGCUUCCCCGUGUCCCCUUCCCUGCUUCCCCAUGUCCCUUUCCCUACUUCCCCAUGUCCCCUUCCCUGCUUCCCCCCAUCCCCUUCCCUUCUUCCCCCCAUCCCCUUCCCUGCUUCUCCAUGUCCCCUUCCCUGCUUCCCCGUGUCCCUUUCCCUGCUUCCCUUCAUCCCCUUCCCUUCAUUCCCGCAUCCCUUUACAUGCUUUCCCCCAUCCUCUUCCCUGCUUCCCCCCAUCCCCUUCCCUGCUUCCCCAUGUCCCUUUCCCUGCUUCCCCAUGUCCCCUUCCCUGCUUCCCCCCAUCCCCUUCCCUUCUUCCCCCCAUCCCCUUCCCUGCUUCUCCAUGUCCCCUUCCCUGCUUCCCCGUGUCCCUUUCCCUGCUUUCCCCCAUCCCCUUCCCUUCUUCCCCCCAUCCCCUUCCCUUAUGUUCCCCCAUCCCCUUCCCUGCUUCCCCAUGUCCCCUUCCCUGCUUCCCCAUGUCCCCUUCCCUGCUUCCCCAUGUCCCUUUCCUUGCUUCCCCAUGUCCCUUUCCUUGCUUCGAGGUCUUCCCCCCAUCCCCUUCCCUGCUUCCCCACGUCCCUUUCCUUGCUUCCCCAUGUCCCUUUCCUUGCUGCCUUUGUAGAUAGCUAG
Molecule: messenger RNA, 882 nt
Organism: Closterium sp. Naga37s-1
Lineage: Eukaryota; Viridiplantae; Streptophyta; Zygnematophyceae; Desmidiales; Closteriaceae
Source: the annotation of a GenBank genome assembly